GCUAACAGAAGCUGUAGUUGCAAAAGUGCCAUGAUAUGAGUGAGCAAACUGCUCGGUAUCUAUGGAAGGAAAACAUCGGCCUCCGAAAUUCUGCGCUAUCUGUCAUCUAUACUUCAAGAGAAAUGGCACUCAUCGAAAUGUGGUGGGGAAGUUGUUUGAGGACGAUGAGAAGAUAGUGAAGCGGUGGGUAGAGUUGGAAAGAGGCAAUAAGCGCGUAUCGUCUAGCGAUGAGAUUUGUGCGGCCUAACAUCAUUGCGGAACG
Molecule: messenger RNA, 262 nt
Organism: Cylicocyclus nassatus
Lineage: Eukaryota; Metazoa; Nematoda; Chromadorea; Rhabditida; Strongylidae
Source: the annotation of a GenBank genome assembly